AUGAAUGAAUGUGGAUUAUCAGCUGCAAACUGUUACUCAGCUUUUACAGAUCACGAACAAGACGAGGUGAUAUCGAACAUUCAGAAAGACUUUCCGAACGUUGGCUCGAAAAGAACGACAGGCCUUUUGCGAUCCAGAGGUGUAUUUGUCCAACAAACACGCAUUCGUCAAUCGAUGCGCAGAGCUGAUCCAGAGAGAACACUUUUACGAGCUCUUGAAAUGCGUCAUAUUGAAGGCAACCACAAGCUAAUACGCUGGAGAUUCGUGAUCCAUAGAGGAAUCGACGGUUAUUCUCGAUUAAUUGUAUAUCUUACCUGUUCAACAAAUAACAAAUCUUCCACAGUUUACCAGUUAUUUCAAUCUGCAGUCGAAAAGUUUGAGUUGCCUUCUCGCGUACUCUCAGAUAAAGGAAGAGAAAACACAGAAGUAGCUUGGUUUAUGCUGUCGCAUCCACGUAGAGGCCCAGACAGAGGGAGUCACAUAACUGGAAAAAGCGUUCACAAUCAACGCAUAGAAAGGCUUUGGAGGGACCUUUUUACAGGAUGUACUUACCUCUUUUACCAGCUAUUCUACCACAUGGAAGAUGAAGGGAUUCUUGAUCCAUCAAAUGAGCAGCACAUAGCUGCAUUACAUUUCGUCUAUCUUCCAGUUAUCAACCGGCAUUUACAAUUAUUCACAGAGGGACAUAACAGGACCAUUAGCACGGAAGGAAACCAAACACCUGAACAAUUGUGGUUGAGAGGAAUGCUUUCGAACCCUAGUAGGAAAAUUGCUGAAGAAUUUGCAAGUCAGAACUAUGGAGACUAUGGAGUCGAUUGGGACAGCCCAUGCCCGAACGAAGAUAGUUAG
Molecule: messenger RNA, 849 nt
Organism: Xenia sp. Carnegie-2017
Lineage: Eukaryota; Metazoa; Cnidaria; Anthozoa; Malacalcyonacea; Xeniidae
Biological process (GO): DNA integration
Molecular function (GO): nucleic acid binding
Source: RefSeq, a predicted model, not a curated record